Messenger RNA from Paramecium sonneborni, 1797 nucleotides. The record is from the annotation of a GenBank genome assembly. NCBI's taxonomy places the organism in Eukaryota, Ciliophora, Oligohymenophorea, Peniculida, Parameciidae.
AAUUAAUGAGAUCAAUCUCCCCUAAUACAUAUUAAUCAAACUAAGAUUCUUUUACAUCUUACCCAUAAUAAUAAAAAGCAAUAUUGAAACCUCUUGUUUAUGAAGCUGUUCAUGUACCUGUAAAUGAAUAGAUUCUACAUACAAAUAGCAUUAGAUUAAAUAUGUCACCUACUCAUAUUGCACCACCAUCUGGUUAAACUGUUUACCGUACUUUAUAAUCAACUAAUAAUUAAAUACCUACUUAAACUAUUUAAUAAAUUUAAAAUAUCUAAACUUUUCCUUAAUAAAAAUUAUAAACUUCUGUUGCAGAAUUCUAAGUCCCAUAAUCAUAAUCAUAAGAAACAUACUCAUCUACAAAAAGUGAUGAUCGAUUUUAUAGAGAAAUAGAAGAUAGAAUCAGAGUUAUUAGAAAUGAAAGUGAUUCAUGGAAAUAAAAAUUUAUUAUCAGUGAAAAUGAUAAAGUUAAAUAAUUAUAAGAUAUGGAAAACCAUUAUAAAAUGGAAAUACAUAAUUAAUCUUAACAAUUAAAACAAUUUUAUUAAGUAACUAUAAAUGAUUUGAAUGAAGAACUUAAACAUUUAUAAAGAGAACUUGAUAAUUCAGAUAGAGAAAUUGAAAAAGCUAGAAAAAAAUGUCAUUCAUUAGAAAUGGAUUAAUUUGAAUUAAAAACUUAAAUUGUUGAUGCUAAUGCUUAAAAAGAUCAAUCCUAAAAGGAAUUGACCAGAAUGACUAAUCUUUAUCAAAAAAUUAAAAUUGAUAUGGAUGAAAUGAAAACCUAAUAAGAUUUUAUGAAAAAAAGAGUUGUCAAUGAAUAAGAAUUAGAAAAACUUAAAGAAAUUAUUAAUCUACGAGAAAAUGAAAUUGAUGAUUUAAAAUUGAGAAACUCUUAAUUAGAAAUAUUAAGUAUAGAUGUUCGAAAAUUAGACACUUAAAAUCAUGAACUUCAAAAUUAAUUAGAAAUACUCUAAUCAUAAAUUUCUAUCUAUGAAACUAAAAUUAUAGAAUAAAGAAAUGAAGUUGAUAAUUUAAAUUCUAUAAAUAAAAGACUUAAUAAUCAAUUACAAGAAAAAAAAAAUCAUGACAAACUUUCUAAAACAAUUUAUGAAUAAGAAAUGUUCAAUUAAUUAAAUUAAGCUUAAGCUCUCUCACAAGAUAAAGAUAAUCAAAUUAAAUCUUUAAAUAUUUAGAUUUCUCAAUUGUAAUUAAAGUAUGAUUAAUUAUAAUCACAAAUAAUAUCAAUAAGAGAAAGCUAUGAAUAACAAUUAACUGAAGCAAGAAUGAAACAAGGAAAAUUUGAAUAAGAAUUUCAAGAUGAUAUUACUUCAAAGUUUUAAUUAAUGUCAAGAGAAAUCCAACAACUUCAAUAAGAAAGAUAAUAAUUAUUGAAUGAUUUAUCCUAAUAAUCAUAAUAAAAGGUAUUUUAUUAAAUAAAAAUUUAAGACUCGAUAAGAUUAAAAAUUGCAAUAGUAAUAAAAAGAAAUCGAUAAUUUUAAUUAUUAAUCUUCCUUAAGAAACAAAGAACUAGUUGAUCAUAAAGAAACAAUUAAUUAAUUAACAAAAUAAGUAGCAGCCAUUUCAAAAGAAAAAUAAAUCUUAUAAGAACAAAUUCAUGUAAGUCUUAUCUAAAAAUUUUAGAAAUUACAUUAUUAAUAUUAAGACUUUAACAAAGUUAGCUAUUAAUAUGAAAAAGUGCUUUGUAGCAUUGAAAUGGAAGCAUUAAGAGAAAGAUUAGAUAAUGCACUUUCUGAAAUCGAGACAAUAAAAGCUAAUUAACUUUCUAUGUAUAAAUUUUCCUGA